AUGGCCAUACUCACCCCCAGUCGAUCCGACAAUGAAUCGGAAUCCACAAGCAUGCGCUUAAUCUACUUCAGCAAUGAAUUUCCGCGUGAUGACCUGCACACCCUCUUUCGCGAAAUUCAGACCCAUAGCAAGGACAGGAGGCAUCCCAUCCUCGCCCGCUUCUUGGAAGAGGCUACCCUCGCUAUUCGCGAGGAAGUUAAACUUCUUCCCAAUACUUUGAGGAAAUUGAUUCCUCCUUUUGAGUCUAUCUUGAACUUCGCGGAUUUUGCGGAUCUUCGUAAGGGUCAACUAUGUGGCUCGAUUGAUGGGAUUAUUCUUUGUGCUGUCGAAUUGUCCAUUCUUAUUGGAUACUACGAGCGUAACCCAAGUGAAUUUAACUUUGAUACCGUCAGCACUACCCUCGCUGGUCUUGGAAUUGGCCUUCUGGCUACCGCGGCCGUUUCGCUUGCUCCUACAGUUGGCGAUCUCCCUAUUGCCGGAGCUCAGGUUGUCCGUCAGGCUUUCCGCCUCGGUAUUCUUGUCGAUGAGGUCUCUCAAAAUUUGCAGCCUCGCGACUUGACUGACGAGAGCACUCCUGACACCUGGGCUUAUGUUCUCCCAGAUGUCAAAGCAGAAGAAGUUCAAGCAGAACUUGACGUCAUUCACAAACAUGAGAAAACUCCAGGACCUAGCAAGAUCUUCAUCAGUGCUCUCAGCACUACAUCAGUCACCAUUAGUGGCCCCCCUGCCAGACUCAAGGGUCUUUUCCGCACAGCAGAUUUCUUCCGUGACCGCAAGUUUGUCCAGCUCCCUGUUUACGGUGGAUUAUGUCAUGCAGGCCAUAUAUACAGCCAGAAGGAUGUCAAGUCUGUCGUUCACACCCCUUCCAUGGCUUCUCUUGACGCCAAGUUCCGCCCUCGCCUUCCCGUACACUCCACGAGCACCGGCAAGCCUUUCCCUGCUAGCAGCGCCAUCGAACUUUUCGAGAACAUCAUCAAUGAAAUUUUGACACAGGCUAUUCGGUGGGAUUCCGUAGUACAGGCGGUCGUUCAACGUGCCGACUUCAUUGCCGCUUCUCGGUGCCAUGUCCUCGUCUUCCGCACAUCCCUCCCUAUUCACGACCUCACUGGUGCUCUUUCAAAGAUUAGUGACUUUGACGUCAACACUGAGGAGCUUGUUCCAUGGGUAUAUGAGAAGACUGAGUCCGUUGAUGGUGGCUCUCGUGGCCCCAUGCAAUCCAAGAUUGCGAUCGUCGGUAUGUCAUGCAGAAUGCCCAAUGGCGCCACCGACACCGAGAAGUUCUGGGAACUCCUCGAGAACGGCAUCGACUGCCACAGGAAAAUUCCUGCCGACCGGUUCGACGUCGAGACUCACUAUGACCCUACUGGUAAGCGUGUCAAUACGAGUAUGACCCCCUAUGGUUGCUUCAUUGAUGAACCUGGUCUCUUCGAUGCGCCUUUCUUCAAUAUGUCUCCCCGUGAGGCUCAGCAAACUGAUCCUAUGCAGCGACUUGCUCUUGUUACUGCGUACGAAGCGCUUGAGAGAGCUGGUUACGUUGCUAACCGUACCGCUGCCACUGACUUGCAUCGCAUUGGUACUUUCUACGGCCAGGCUAGUGAUGACUACCGUGAGGUGAACACCGCGCAGGAGAUUAGCACAUACUUCAUUCCUGGAGGCUGUCGUGCUUUUGGCCCAGGUCGUAUCAAUUACUUUUUUAAAUUCUCUGGUCCUUCCUACAGCAUUGAUACUGCCUGCUCUUCGAGCUUAGCCACUAUUCAGACUGCUUGUGCAGCUCUUUGGAACGGAGACGUUGAUACUGCCGUCGCUGGUGGUUUGAGUAACGGUCAUUUCUUGUCUAAGACUCCUAACGCUUGCAAGACUUGGGAUAUUGAGGCUGACGGUUACUGUCGUGCUGAUGCUAUGGGAUCCGUAGUCAUGAAGCGUCUCGAAGAUGCUGAAGCCGACAACGACAAUAUUCUUGGUGUCAUUCUCUCUGCCGCAACCAACCACUCUGCCGAGGCCAUCUCCAUCACCCACCCCCACGCUGGUCACCAGACUUACUUAGGCCGUCUCUGCGCAAGCAGAGCUGGAAUCGACCCAUUGGACGUGAGUUUCGUUGAAAUGCAUGGUACUGGUACUCAAGCCGGUGACUUUGAGGAGAUCCAAUCCGUUACCAACGUCUAUGCUCCGAUUACUAAGCGGAGGAGCCAGAAGAAUCCUCUCUAUAUUGGUGCUGUCAAGUCAAACGUUGGCCAUAGUGAGGCCGCUGCUGGUGUUACCGCCUUGAUGAAGGUUCUUCUUAUGCUCGAGAAGGGAGCUAUCCCCCCUCACAUUGGCAUCAAGAACAGCCCUAACCCUAAAUUUCCCAAAGAUAUGGACAAGCGCAAUGUCCGCAUCGCCUUCGAGAAGACUGAGUGGGCACGGAGCCCUGACCGCAGGCGUAUUGCUGCAGUCAACAAUUUUAGUGCUGCGGGUGGUAAUACUACUAUACUCAUCGAGGAAGGCCCUCUCCGACCAACCGCAGCGACUGAUCCUCGCUCUUCUCAUGUCAUCACUUUGUCUGCUAAGAGCAAGAUCUCCCUCAAGGCCAACAUUGAGCGCCUCAUUGGGUACCUCGAGAAGAAUCCUGAUGUCUCAUUGUCCGACGUCGGGUAUACUACUACUGCUCGUCGCUACCACCACAGCUACCGUAUUGCCGUCUCCGCUAACGACAUCAACCACGCUAAGAAGCAGCUUACUUCCUCCUUGAAGCAUGUUGACAACGCUAAGGCUACAAAAAACGCUGGUCCACCCCCUGUCGCCUUUGCAUUCACUGGCCAAGGUGCUUCCUUCAAGUCAUACAACUUGGAGCUUUUCCACACCUCACCCUACUUCCGUUCACAGAUCUUGCACCUUGACUCUCUUGCUCAAGGUCAGGGUUUCCCUAGCUUUAUUCCUGUCCUCGACGGCAGUUACGAAAAAGAUCACCAGCAUUCUCCUGUUCCUACUCAGCUCGCUUUGGUCUGUACAGAGAUUGCUGUCGCGAAAUACUGGGCUACUCUGGGUGUCAAGCCUGGUGUUGUUGUUGGUCACAGCUUGGGUGAGUACGCCGCUUUGCACAUUGCGGGAGUUCUCUCUGCAAGUGACACUAUCUUCCUUGUUGGUCAACGUGCUAGUAUGCUGGAGCAGAGGUGCAAGGUCGGAAGCCACAAGAUGGUUGCUGUUAAAGGAUCGCUCGACAAGAUUGCCCAGGGUGCCAAUGGUAAGCCUUACGAGAUUGCCUGCAUCAACGGACCUGAGGAGACCGUUCUGAGUGGUCCCAGCUCUGACAUGGAUGCUAUUGUCACUGAGCUCGAGUCUGCGGGGUGCAAGUGCGUUAGUCUUGAGGUUGCUUUCGCUUUCCAUUCUGCUCAAACCGACCCCAUCCUUGAAGACUUUGAGGCUUCUGCCACCGAGGGUGUCCUUUUCCAGGCUCCUUACCUCCCGGUGGUCUCGCCUCUGUUGAGCAAAGUCAUUUUCGACGAUAAGACCAUCAAUGCGAAUUAUGUCCGUCGUGCUACUCGUGAAGCUGUCAACUUCAAGGGUGCCAUGGAGGUCGCUCACAAGAUUGGAAUCGUUGACGACGAGACUGCUUGGAUUGAAAUUGGACCCCAUCCAGUAUGUAUGAGCUUCGUGAAGGCCAGCCUCUCGACCGUCAACGUCGCUGUCGCUUCUCUUCGCCGAGGCGAGAACAACUGGGCCACAUUGGCACAAAGUUUGGCUACCUUGCACGUCGCAGGAACUGAGAUUGACUGGAACGAGUUCCACCGGCCAUUCGAGAGUGCAUUAAGAUUGGUCGAUCUUCCUACAUAUGCUUGGAACGACAAGACCUACUGGAUCCAAUACAAUGGUGACUGGGCUCUUACCAAAGGUAACACUUUCUACGAUGCAGAAAAAGGUGUCUCUGGUAUUACUAGUGUCCGUCCCAAGGCUGCUCCUGCUCUUCCUAAGUCUGCUAUCAGCACUUCUUCUGUUCAGCAGAUUAUUGAGGAGAACUUCAAUGGCACAUCUGGUGCCGUGACUAUGGAAUCUGAUCUCUCUCAGACCGAGCUUCGUGCCGCAGCGUACGGCCAUAAGAUGAAUAACUGUGGUGUUGUUACUUCGUCUAUUCACGCCGACAUUGCCUACACACUCGGUGAAUACUUCUAUAAGAAGCUCAAACCUAAGACCAAAGAAGUCCACAUCAACAUUGCCGAUCUCCAGGUUGUCAAGGGUUUAGUUGCAAAUCAGAAGGAUACACCACAGCCUAUCCGUGUCACGAUCUCAACUUCAGACAUCAACUCCAACCAUGCCGACUUGAUCUGGUACAAUGUUAACGAAGAUAUUCAGUUCGCGACCGCCAACCUAUACUUUGAUGAUCCAUCCCAGUGGCUCUCUUCCUGGGUCCCCUUCAAGCACCUUGUUCAAGGUCGCAUUGAAGAUCUUGAGCGUAUGGCAGAAGCUGGUAUUGCUAACCGCUUCACCAAUAGCAUGGCAUACCUUCUUUUCGGUGCCAAUCUCGUCGAAUAUGCACCCAAAUACCGUGGCAUGCAAUCCGUUGUUAUGCAUGGCUUGGAAGCCUUCGCUGAUGUCGAGCUUACCAAGGAGAAGAGUGGUACCUGGACGGUGCCACCUUACUUCAUAGACAGUGUCGCUCAUUUAGCUGGCUUCAUUAUGAAUGUAUCUGACGCUAUGAAUGCUAAGACUCACUACUGUGUCACCCCUGGCUGGAAGUCCAUGCGUUUCGCUAAACCUCUUGUUGCUGGUGCCAAGUACCGUUCAUACGUCAAGAUGAUUCCUACCGUUGAGGAUCCGAAUGCCUAUUAUGGAGACGUGUACAUCCUACAGGAUGGCGUUGUCAUGGGUAUGGUCGGUGGUAUUGAAUUCCAUCAAUAUCCUCGCAUCUUGCUCAGCCGUUUCUUCUCUGCUCCGGAUGACUCCAAGGCUCCUCCCGUUGCUGUUGCAGGAGCACAAUCUAAGCCCGUUGCUGCAGCUUCUGCUUCAGUGGUCAAGCCCGUCUCUGCACCGGCUCCUAAGCCAGUUCCAGUUGCUGCUCCAGCUCCUGUGUCUACUUCUAAGCCUGCCCUUGCGCCCGCUCCUGCCCCUGCAGCUGAGACCGCUGUUGGUGCUGUUAGCACUGACUCUACUGCUGGCAAAGCCCUUCAAAUUAUUGCCGAUGAGGCUGCUCUAGACCUCCAAGACCUCGAUGACGAGGCUAGUGUCGCUGGCUUGGGCAUCGAUUCUCUCAUGAGCCUGGUCAUCGCAGAGAAAUUCCGUGAGGAGCUUGGCAUUACUGUCUCUGGCAGUUUGUUCUUGGAGUUCCCCACCAUCAAGGACUUGCGUGUCUGGUUAGAAGAGUACUAUAACUAG
This is a messenger RNA of Talaromyces amestolkiae, 5346 nucleotides long. RefSeq lists its product as uncharacterized. Gene Ontology annotation, biological process: fatty acid biosynthetic process; secondary metabolite biosynthetic process. Gene Ontology annotation, molecular function: 3-oxoacyl-[acyl-carrier-protein] synthase activity; fatty acid synthase activity. NCBI's taxonomy places the organism in Eukaryota, Fungi, Ascomycota, Eurotiomycetes, Eurotiales, Trichocomaceae. The record is from RefSeq and is a predicted model, not a curated record. Bases 1 to 5346 code for a protein of 1781 amino acids. The transcript is spliced from 6 exons.